AUGACAGACUUCAUCUCAAAUCCAAUGUUGUGCAACCUCACGAACAUGGCGGUUGGCAAGGACGACGGUUUGCUUUCAUUCUUAUGGACGAUAAUAAUGGCCUCGUACAGCAGGGGGGUCUCUAGUUGUCAAUCCCACGAAAUCAACGAUUAG
Messenger RNA from Laccaria bicolor S238N-H82, 153 nucleotides. RefSeq lists its product as uncharacterized. The record is from RefSeq and is a predicted model, not a curated record. NCBI's taxonomy places the organism in Eukaryota, Fungi, Basidiomycota, Agaricomycetes, Agaricales, Hydnangiaceae. Bases 1 to 153 code for a protein of 50 amino acids. The transcript is spliced from 3 exons.